Hermetia illucens (black soldier fly) is the source of this 1912-nucleotide messenger RNA. RefSeq names its product PHD finger protein 7-like. Gene Ontology annotation, cellular component: nucleus. The transcript is spliced from 5 exons. NCBI's taxonomy places the organism in Eukaryota, Metazoa, Arthropoda, Insecta, Diptera, Stratiomyidae. The record is from RefSeq and is a predicted model, not a curated record. The coding region runs from base 213 to 1796 and encodes 527 amino acids.
CCGGGGCAAUGCAGUGCCUUUCUGGACAGAUGUCACAUUUGAAAUUGAAAGCGAUUUGUUUGUAAAUAAAUCAUUGUCAACUUUCCCAGUUCUUUCAGUGUUAAAUCUGUUGAUAUUCGAAAAAUAUAAUCAUAGUGGAUCACUGUCAAGCUGCAGAAUUUGAAUUGUUUGUCAGACAUCGUGUCAUAAAGGUUGGAGCCUAAACGAUCACAAUGUGUGAUAUAUGUCACAAGGAUAUCGAUGAUCCGGUUGAGCUCGGGGCUAUCAUGGAUAAAUCAGGAAUCAAGGUGCACUAUUAUUGUCUGCUCACAUCUACGCAUUUGCCGCAGAGAGGUCAGGACAAUGGAGGGAUUUUAGGAUUUUUAAUUGCAGAUAUCAAGAAAGAGAUCAAACAAUGCAGUAAAAGGACCUGCUGUUACUGCAAGGAGAGUUAUGCCCACGUAAAAUGCGCCCAAUGUGAUCUUUCCUACCACCUAGCCUGUGGCCUAAAAAAUGACUGCUUAUUCGAAUUUGUCGACGAAUUCAAUUCAUCAUGCCAUCAGCAUCACGGAAUCAAACAUAAAAACCCGCAUCUGCCCGAAAUGGGUUGCUACAUUUGCCUGACUUCCAUGGGGAUCUACAACCCUCUGAGCUCAAUAACUUCAAAGUGUUGUGACAUGGAUUGUUGGGUUCAUAGGCGUUGUCUUAAAGAGUACGCACUUUCUGCUGGAUACUACUUGCAGUGCUUGUGGUGUAAAAGUAAACAAUUUCGAGAGGACAUCCGCCGUUUCGGAAUCUUCGUGCCCGAUCGAGAUGCACUUUGGGAACGCGAAAAAGGAGCCUUUUCCGAACUCUAUGAAAAGUAUUCAAGAUGUGAUGCGGUCGAAUGCUUGUGCGAGAAAGGACGAAAUCAUCACUACAACUCAGGAAAAUGGCUAGUCGUGGUGUGUCAUACUUGCGCAAUGGCAGGGAGUCAUUUGGCUUGUUUGCCACAAGGGAUCAAACCAAACGAAUUUCAAUGUGAUAGUUGCCAUGAAAUACUGAAUAGGACAAAACGAUUGCAUGCUCAAGACAAAGUCGAAUCUCAAAGAUUAUGCGUAGGAGCGAGCCUGGACACAACAUUAUUUAUGAGUAAAUCUCAAAGGUCGUAUGUAGAUGCACAUUUUUCCCAGCAUUCCAAUUUUCAAAACAGGUGUCUGCCUGAUGCUGCGUUUGAAAAAGCAAAGAGAUCUCCUGAAUCACCUGGUUCUUCGAAAACAGAGAAAUUUCGUCCAAAACUUUCCGGUCUGAAGCCAUACAUAAUCCUAGAUCCACAUGAUAAAUCUCAAUUCGAGUACGCUUUAUUAGACUCAGAAAAAAAUAUCGUGGAAAGACAGAAACUCACAGUAAACAAAAAUGCAAAACCCGACGAUGACUUGAUCCACAAACUUGUAAAAAACCUGCAAUCUAGGCAGAAGUUGCACGAUGAAGUGAUCGAGGUUAGUGACAAUGAUGAUUCCCAGGAGAGCGCUGGGGAUCUUUUUGAUAAGCUUAUCAAGAAAAGCGAUGCGGCUGUACCGAAACCGAAGAAAUUAACAAAUCAUUCGGCUAAGAAGAGUGACCAGAUAUCGGAAAGUGCAAGACAUAUAACGUUACCCAGCAACUCAGACGCUUCGUCCUUAUACCACGUGUCGCAACCUACUCUAGCCCCCAGUGUGCACUCUAAACAGAAGGACACGACCAUCGCAACAAGUAGGUCUCGUUCUGUUGAUAAAUUUACACUGCAACAGAAAAUAGAGAAGUAUUUCGAAAACUAUCGCGAGGGUACGCCUGAAUAGAUAAGAGAGCUAUUGCUCCCACUGAAUCGGAAAUGGCCGAAGAAUAUGAAGUGAAAUGCAUCACACUCGAGUGUUUUAUUAUUAAGCGAAAACAUUUUCCUAUAAUUGCUGAAGCA